Molecule: messenger RNA, 2730 nt
Organism: Chelmon rostratus (copperband butterflyfish)
Lineage: Eukaryota; Metazoa; Chordata; Actinopteri; Chaetodontiformes; Chaetodontidae
Exons: 19
Coding region: 1-2730 (909 amino acids)
Biological process (GO): integrin-mediated signaling pathway; protein localization to plasma membrane; T cell receptor signaling pathway
Cellular component (GO): plasma membrane
Molecular function (GO): protein binding
Source: RefSeq, a predicted model, not a curated record
AUGGAGGAGGGCCAAAUCAACUUCAAAGCUCUGAGGGCCAAGUUUCAGGAAGAGGCCCUCCUGGCUCAAUCCAAAACCAGUCGACCAGCUGUUGCAGACAAACCCAAACACCUUCCUCCUCCUGGAGGUCACUGCAGUUCCGUGGUUAGCAGUAUUAAUAUUGCUGUAGAAAACAAGACACCAGUGGUUCCCCGGGUCAUCUUCAGAGAUGGGCUGCGGUCAUCUGGAGGCAAGCGGCCAAUUUCCUUUCCACCACAGCCUCGGCAGACCUCCCCCUCGUCGCAGCUGGCUAAUGGAGAGGGCGCAACAAGGCAGUCCCUCAAAGACCGACACAUGCCGCUGGUGCUUCCUGCCCUGCCUGUAAAAGAGCAAAAGACAGAUCUGCCAGCCAAAAAGGAGCACAAAGAGCCAGGGAAGGAAGUCCUGCCACAAGCUAAAAUCAAGAAGAAAGGUUUGCUGCUUCCUUUCAAAUCAGCCAAAGCAUCAAAAAUCAGUUCAGAAAAUGGAGAGGAGCCUACGUAUGCUGAUUUGACCACCAGACCCUCCAGUGCUCCUGGCGAGUUGCCCUCUGUUGAAAAACAAGUCAAAGAAGAUGGAGUUUCUCUCCAAAGUGAUCAAUCAGCCACUGAGCUCCCCCCCUCCAGCCCAGAUAUCCCAGUCACCCCUCCUUCCUCAGAGACAAGUGUUGACUCUGAGAAUAAGAUUAUUAGCACCUUGGAGAGGGCCAAGAAGAAGUUUUCACGCACGCAGAUGUUGAUCUCUCCCAAAUCGAAGAGCUUGCGGUCCCCUGACUACGUAUCAAGAGAUAAAGCAUUCCUUUUGCUGCAAAAAAGCAGUGAAAGUGUUGAACCUGAGCUACCCAUACCCCCACCAGUGUGUCUUCCCCACCUGGCUUGUAUUUCAGCCCGGCCUUUCUUCAGAGCCAACACCUCUGCACACAAGCCUGCGUUGGAUAAGCAGUUUGGCAGGAAUAAAGCUGAACUACCCUCUGUCAGGACUGGUGAACCUCAUCCACCCUCUGCUCCUCCAAAGAAGCCUCUACCUGACUUGAGGUCACUUGGGCCGUUGCCACCAAAGCCUCCCAGACCUCCAUCAGUAGAUCUCAGCUGGUACCACCUACCCACAGUUAACGAGGUGUCACCAGGUCUUAGCCAAGCUCCAAGUGAGGAGCCAGAGCCUGAGCACCCAUCAUCUGUACUCGACGUCCCAGAGUUUCCAGACUUUGAGAACUCAGAGAUGGAAACAGCAGAGGGUGAAGCUGUUGACAUUGGUGCACUAGAUCUGGAGGCCUUAGACUUAGUCAGCACUGACCUUCCUAUACCGGGAGAUUGUGAGAUCAUCGACUUUGUGGAUCCGCCACCUGACUUGUCAGUGUGUGAUCCUGUAGAGCCCCUUAUGAGUGCGGGAGUCCAAGAUCUGAACCUUGGCAGUCAAAGCAUAAUACCCCUGGAUCCAGCGAGCUUCCCUGAACCAAUAAACCUUUCAGAGUUCCCAGAGUCUGCUGUGCCAGAGCAGUGGUCUCAGAGUGAGGAGGUGAGCAUAGAUCCUCUGUCUAACUCUCAAGUUGAAGAGACUGAUCUGGGAGCUGCUGAGUCUCACUCUGCUGCACAGGAAACACACAAUGGUAACCACGCAGCAUUCGAAGAUGGGAUUCAACCACUUCCAAGUGCCUGUCAACAGGACAGUUACUAUGAGGCGUGCGAUAAUGUGUAUGAGGAUGUCGAGAACAUUAACAAAUUCAUCUUGGGUCAGAACUCACGGAAGCGAAAAGGUGGCCUGAAGAAUCCAUAUGCUGACAACCACCCUAUGAGGGAGGAGGCGUGUCUUAACACAUGGCCACGGAAUCCAUGGGGCAGUGUAUCAGGAGAGCAUGUUCAUUCAGCCCAUAAUCAUGUUUUCAGUAAAGAACGCCAAAGCCCCAACACUGCAGACCAUAAAGAACAGAAGAAGAGGGAGAAGCAACGACUGGAGAAGGAGAAAAAGGAGCAAAAAGAAAGGGAGAAGAAGGAGAAUGAAAUGAAAAAGAAGUUCAAAGUGACCGGUGAAGAGGAGCCCAUGUACCAUGCCAGGGUGAUGGUGGCUAGCAAGGUUCGCAAGAAUGACCUUCCGGUGAAGAGCGGGGACACAGUCAGCAUCAUUCGCACCACCAGCUGCCCCAAAGGCAAAUGGCUGGCCCGAGACGCCAACCACAAGUACGGUUACAUUUCAGUCAUGAAUGUGGAGCUAAAUAUCAAGGAGAUGCUGGAACUUGGCAAGAAGGCUCAAGCAGCUGGACGCGGAGGCAACGUGGAGGGAGAUACCAUCAGCAUUGGGAGCAGAUCCUCUAGCCACCUUGUGUUAACAAGCAGCUUCACAGAUGACAGUGAGGAGUGGGCCUGUGAAGAUGAGACCCUCUCGCCCUCCAGUGAAAACCACUUCCCCCAGCAGACUGCCGCAGUGCCCGAGAUGUCAUGUGGAUAUGUCAGCGCCCAUCACAGUCUGAGCGAUGCCAACCUGGAGGACCUACACACACAAACCAGACAUGAGGCCCUGCAGAAACUUGCCAUCUUCUUCCAACAUGGCAAAGGUGAAUUUGGUGACAUCCCCGAUAGUGGAGGAGCAACCCCUACAAAUGAUGAGCCACCAAACUUCUUGUGUGCUGUUGAGGAGCCUCCAUACCCUGAACAGGAGGUUGACUUCACAGAGCUGGAGCUCCUUCCUCCACCACCACUAUAUGCUGACACCUUCUAA